GCCGGGCAUGUAUAAACAUAUCCAGGCGAUCGGAAGAUACAGAGACGUUUUGGUCGUAUUAAUAAUAAUAAUAAUAAUAAUAAUAAUAAUAAUAAUAAUAAUAAUAAUAAUAAUAAUAAUCAGUGCUUCAGGAGUUUUAGAUUUAUUUUGAAAAUUGGAAUAAAAAUAUUUUAAAAAUAAAAAUCCAUUAUUUGGAAUCCUUCAGUCAGAUUAGUAGUAUGUAAUAGAAUGCAUUGGAAUGUAUCAUAACACACGACAUACAUGCACGCUGUGAAUAGAAGCAUGAGCCGUGCAUGCUUCUAAACCCAAGGAGACGGGCACAUACAUGACACGUUGAGUAACGCUGUGUUUUGAAAGUGCUUGAUGAGAUACAUUAGAAUGAUGAACACCCAGAAGGUGCUGAAAGAAGGAUUUCUGGAGAAACGAAGCAACGGACUCCUGCAGCUGUGGAAAAGAAAGCACUGCGUUCUGACAGAGGAUGGGAUCCGGCUGCAUGACUGGAAGCGAAGUGAGGGCAGCGGCAGCGGCGGAGACUCCGGGUUCAGGUCGGGCGGCUUCCGUUCGCGGUCCUCUUCUAGUAAGACCAAGGAGCUUCGUUUCGAGCGCAUGGCCACGGUGGACUGUGUCGAAUACAAGCGAGAGCUGGUUUAUUUCACUGUGGUGAUGGCCGGGGGAAAGGAGAUAGACUUCAGAUGCCAGCAGGAGGGUACUGCCUGGAACGCGGAGAUAGCUCUGGGUUUGGUCCGGUUUAAAAACCUCCUGGCGGUGCAAUCGGGCAGAACCAGCCACCUGGCACACCUGGGCAGCACCGGGGAAGAAGAGGCGCUGGAAUCCUGACGAAAGACUGGACAGCAGUGAUAGGUGAGCUAAGAUUGAAAACGGUCCACAAUCCUCUUUUUUUUGGAAGAAGUGAAGAUGUCAAUUUCCUACGACUGCAGGAUUAAAACUAUUCAAGAAUCGUUAAAACAAAUAAAAUAUAUUAAAACAAAAUCUAUCAACGUCUUACUGAUGCCCGGAUCAAUACCCCUGGACACCCUGGAACCACCUCUUCCCAAUAGCUCCAGUAAGCCAGCCUCAGGAUGCAGUACCACUCUGCUCUCUUUAACCUCAGUCUAAAUGAUGCAUAUCACCAUUAAUCUGUACCUGAAAGCAUAUUGACUUUUUACAGGUGUUGCUGAGUUCUGCAUAAAAUGUUGCAGUGCCAAAAUUUGAAAAUCCCUGCAGUUAUUUUGUAAUGUUUGAUCUAGUUUUAAAUUUAGAUUCUCUUGUUAAAUUUGUUCAGAUUCUUGCAUGCUUUUUCCUGUACAUUUAACAGGUGGCACAGUGAGUUAAUGAACCAGCAUCUUACUGUUACCUUAGCUCUCUAUGAACACAACUUUGCUGUCUGUGAACAGUUCACACCCCAAUACCACCAGGCAAUUGUGCUGCUUUGCUUUGCUCUGAGCUGCUCCCUCACCCCUAAUAGAAAGGGUUCCUCCUGGCGUGAGCAAGCCUAAAGCUACAGUGGUAGCCAAAAUCAGCUGUACACCUGUCUCGGGACUGUCGCAGUGCGGUAACACAAAAAUGUUGCAGUUUUGCAAUCCUGUUUUCUUCUCACCAGCAUUGAAUCAGCUGCACUUCAUUAGUUCUGCCACCAGGUGACAAAAUAAAGCAGGAAAUGCAUUAAACAAAACAGCAGGGUGCGCUGUGGACUUCAGCUGAUCGGAGAUCCAAUUUCUUUAGGCUCCAAGAUGCUUUAACCAAAGAUUGUACAUUUGCACAGAGCACGUGCGGGCUGAGUACAGGAAAGCAUAGCGACACCUGCUGGAGGUGCAAUGCACUUCUGUGACUCAAGCAGACUUGCUGGAUGUCACAGUGAAUGCAACAGGCUUACCCUUGCAUGGCUGAUUUGCAGUGCAAAUGGAAUGAAUAUUGACAUGCAUUCUGUAAUCUCCUUGUUGCAAGUCAUUCAGGAGGAGCAAGACAAGAAGAUCUUCCAGACUUUGUACCCAAGGCUGCAAAAGAUUAAUGAUGUCUCUAAAAGACUCUUGGGACAGUCUGGAAAACAGGUUUUGGUGCAGAUUCCCACCCCCCAACUUCCCAGAAGUGGUAAACGUUGAGUAUCCCCUAAACAUGUAAACACCUUGCAGACUUGCUGAAUCAGUGCCACCCUGGCUGCCCAUGGUCACCCCGCAUCCUAUUGAGAGUGUUAUGGCAGGUGUUUCUAAUUUUAUGUCCAAUCCUGCACACGCCACCUAUCCUCACAUUACCUCAGUGAAGUAUUUACAGAGAAGUAAGUUAGGCUUUCAAAUGAUGGGAGGAUCCAAAGAUUACUGUAGAUCAGCUUCGCUCACAGUAUUACUGACCUAGAAAAUAAAAACAAUGUCUUCUUGUCUGAGACAGGCAUGACGUUUCUAUAUUUAAACACUUGACAUGUUUGAUGGCUGGGAUUCAGAUUCCAAAUCUAGUCCCAUGACCUUUUGACUAAUCUAUUGACCAUUGUUAACGACCGUCCUUCCAGAAGAGCUAGAUAUAUUCCAUUGGGAUGCCACAAUACCACCAAUGUGUUACCCUGAAGAACCCUUAGACAACCACAGCAUCACCAGCAAAGGCAAUACAAAAAAAACUGCUCAGUGCUAUUGUACAAUAGCACACAGUUCAUACCAUUAUGAUACUAGUGGUAUAUAAAAAAAAUAAUGUUACCAAUAUGGUAUCUACCAGUGACUGAGUUGCAGCAUUUGUACUGCCAUUCUCCCGUAGCACAGAAUCAUAGCAUUGAUGUUAAUGCCGUUGCAAAACUAAAGAUUUUUAGAGACUGCAGCUUUUCUACAGCAGUCAAUGCAAUCACAAGACACUAGAGCCAGAUCUCUCAAGAUAUUGACAUCAAAGUGCAAUUUGCAAAAUGAAAGUGUUAAUGUUAUAAAACUAGUUUAAAGCGAUGUACAGCAGGCAUACCUCUGAUUCCUGAAACAGACCUUCCGAGUGUUAUUCGUAUCGUAGUUUUGCACUUUGUUGAUAAAAUCAACCACAACAGAGGGGCAUCUGAAUAAUAUUGUAGGUUUUCUUAAUAGGUAAACGUGUCAUUAUUAUUUUAAUGUGGUUAUGUCAUUUUAAGCAUCAACUGUGUUGUAGCACAGGACCAUUUAGCUGACAAAUAGAAGUCAUUUUGCACAGGAAAUGCAGCUAAUAUUGAUUAAAUGAGACUUUUAAGAAACACUGUUUAAUAAGUUAAAGGUUUGAGAAUAGGGGAUCCAGUAUUCUUGCCAAUGUAGUUCAUCGUGCUUUUGGUUCUGUAUUCUAAUAUGUAUCCCGAGUUCAUUGUGUUAUAUCUCUGUAACCUUCAAACACUUUGUUUUGAAUUCUUACAAUGUCUUAAUUUGAAACAUCUUUGUUUCUGUAAUGUAAUAAAGCCUGUUUUAAGUUCGUAUCAAUUUCACAA
Messenger RNA from Acipenser ruthenus (sterlet), 3418 nucleotides. RefSeq names its product pleckstrin homology-like domain family A member 3. Gene Ontology annotation, biological process: positive regulation of apoptotic process. The record is from RefSeq and is a predicted model, not a curated record. Lineage: Eukaryota; Metazoa; Chordata; Actinopteri; Acipenseriformes; Acipenseridae. The transcript is spliced from 2 exons. Bases 364 to 837 code for a protein of 157 amino acids. Gene Ontology annotation, molecular function: phosphatidylinositol phosphate binding.